This is a messenger RNA of Oryctolagus cuniculus (rabbit), 3039 nucleotides long. RefSeq names its product gap junction protein gamma 2 (gene GJC2). Gene Ontology annotation, cellular component: connexin complex. The record is from RefSeq and is a predicted model, not a curated record. Gene Ontology annotation, molecular function: gap junction channel activity. Gene Ontology annotation, biological process: cell-cell signaling. NCBI's taxonomy places the organism in Eukaryota, Metazoa, Chordata, Mammalia, Lagomorpha, Leporidae.
GACUGCUCAGGGCCUGUCCUGACCAGCCAGGGUACAUUGGGAACACAGAGUGACCCCUGCCCAUGGACGGCCCCUGGUUGCUAUGCCUGCCUGCUGCUCCUAAACCAGGCAGGGGUUGGGGGGAGGGCACCCAGUGACAGCAGGGCGGGUGCAGCAGCUGUAGGGGCUGCUUCCUGGGAGCUCUGGGCCAGGUGCUUGUGUGCACAGCCCCAGGCUAAGCUCCAGAAGGGGCUGGGUGAGCCCUGGUUGGGGCCCUUGUCAGGCAGAUACCCAGCAUUCUCUCCCUGGUUGGGGCCAUUGUCGGGCAGACACCCAGCGUUCUCUUCCAUGCUUCCAGACCCUGAGAUCUGGAGUCCACGGGGUGUGGGGCUUCCCAAGAAGCUGCCCUUCCCCUCCUGGCCCCGAGUGGCUGUGCUGUGGCCUGUGUCUGGCAAGCCUAGCCGCCACUUGUCCCACCCGCCCCCACCUCCCGAGUACUCGCUUCCCCACCUCCACCCUGCAUCCUGUCACAGGCCCAGUAUUUGCUCUCAGCCCAGGGGCAGCCCCAGCCCUGGUGCCCGAGCAGGGCCACUCGUGGGGUGGAUGUGGACAUGGAGGGAGGAGGCAGGCAGGAGCCAUGGUGGGGAGACCGGAUUCUCGGCUGCAUCCAGAGCCCCAGAUGUGUUUGGAUGUGUCAGGACGGUGAACCUGGACCAUGAGCCCUGUGAUGGGUAAAGGGGAGGAGGAGGGGCAGAAGGGCAGCCAGGUUGGACUGCAGGGGGAGGCAAGAAGAGGUGGCUUUAGGCUGCCCCCCAGAGGCCUGGGCAGGUGUAGCCCAGGACCCACUACUGCCUGGGGAGGCCGUGUCCAGCUCUUGCUGUCCAGCUCCCAUAGACAAUAAGGGAUUCAGACUCUGAGACCCGAGGGGGGAAACAAUGGGGCCCUUGAAGGCCCCUCCCCCAGCCCCCAUUGUGCUUGGUGGUGAGAGGAGGCUCCAGCCCGGCCACACAACCACAGGAAGGACCAGCGUGCAGCCAGCAGGUGGGCUGGCUCAGAGGGAGUCUCACUUUCCUGGCUUGGAGAAGGUCCCACCCGCCCGCCCCUAUGACCAACAUGAGCUGGGGCUUCCUGACGCGGCUGCUGGAGGAGAUCCACAACCACUCCACCUUCGUGGGCAAGGUCUGGCUCACCGUGCUCGUGGUCUUCCGCAUCGUGCUCACGGCCGUGGGCGGUGAGUCCAUCUACUCGGACGAGCAAGCCAAAUUCACCUGCAACACGCGGCAGCCUGGCUGCGACAACGUGUGCUAUGACGCCUUCGCACCUCUGUCCCACGUGCGCUUCUGGGUCUUCCAGAUCGUGGCCAUCUCCACGCCCUCGGUCCUGUACCUGGGCUACGCAGUGCACCGCCUGGCGCGCGCCUCGGAGCAAGAGCGCAGGCGCGCCUUGCGCCGCCGCGCAGGGGCCCGCCGCGCGCCCCGCGCCCACCUGCCGCCCGCGCCGCCCAGCUGGCCCGAGCCCGCCGAGCUGGGAGAGGAGGAGCCCAUGCUGGGGCUGGGUGAGGACGCGGAGGAGGAGCCGGGGGCGCCCGAGGGCCCUGCGGAGGAUGCGGAGGAGGAGCGCGCCGAGGAGGCGGCCACCAAGGGCGCGGGCGGGGGCGGAGAGGCGGCGGGGACGCCGGGCCCGGCGACGCAGCACGACGGGCGGCGGCGCAUUCAGCGCGAGGGCCUGAUGCGCGUGUACGUGGUGCAGCUGGUGGUCAGGGCGGCCUUCGAGGUGGCCUUCCUGGUGGGCCAGUACUUGCUGUACGGUUUCGAGGUGCGGCCCUCCUUCGCCUGCAGCCGCCACCCGUGCCCGCACGUCGUGGACUGCUUCGUGUCGCGCCCCACCGAGAAGACGGUCUUCCUGCUGGUCAUGUACGUGGUCAGCUGCCUAUGCUUGCUGCUGAACCUGUGCGAGAUGGCUCACCUGGGCCUGGGCAGCGCGCAGGACGCCGUGCGCGGGCCCCAGGCCCCGGGCCCCUGCCCCGGCCCCGCGCCGCGCCCUGCGCCCUGCGCCUUCCCGGCCGUGGGCCUGGCCUGCCCGCCAGACUACAGCCUGGUGGUGCGCGCGGCAGAGCGCGCGCGCGCGCACGACCAGAAUAUCGCCAACCUGGCCCUGCAGGCGCUGCGCGACGGGGCGGUGGCCGGCGACCGGGAGAGCCUGCCCUGCUCUGGGCUCCCUGCCCCCUCCCGGGUGUGCCCCAGGGCUGGCGCAGCAACUUCGGGCACCGGCAGCGCCACGUCGGGGGGCACGGUCGGCGAACAGGGUCGUUCCGGGGCGCUCGAGCGGCCGGGUGCCAAGCCCAGGGCUGGCUCUGAGAAGGGCAGCACCGGCAGCAGGGACGGGAAGACCACGGUGUGGAUCUGAGCACACCGGCGGGGGACUGGACAGGGCUGGAGGCGCGCGGAUGCCCAAGCUUGGGCACCUCUGAGGCUUGGUGGGAUGGGGAGGAUGGGAGCCAUGAAGGGUCCCGGCUCCAGCCUGUGAUCCCCGAGGUGCGGGCAAGGCAUUGGCCUCCUCUCCAGGGCCGGUCUCUGCGGCUAUCCUGAGCUUUGCCGGGCUGCGGCCAGCUGCCCUUCCCUUGCAAGUCCCCUCCAGCGGUUCAUAUGGACGCCAGAGCCGUUUGUCCCUGCUGCCUGCAGCCACAGAGGUUCUUUGCCCAGCCUCCCAGCCCACGCUCUGGCUCCUGAAGGGCCCAGGGCGACCCCAGCUCUUUCUUGACAGAAGGGGAAGCCGAGGAGCACCCAGGCUGGGGAAAGGCCCCUGUGGCCGUCCCAGGUCUGCACCUGGUCCCGGGGACUGGGAGACUGAGGCCCUGGAGGGCUGGAGGGAGCAGGAGCACACCUUCCGGCCUUCUGUGACGGCCUCAAGUUCUGAAGAUACCCGUCCUGCCUCGCAGCUUGAACCACAAGGUGGUGGUCAGGGGCUGGGGCUUUGGCCGUGCUGCCAAAAGGGCUCCUAGAUUCCUCCCCAAUUCUGAGCCGCCUGAGCAAAUGGAGUGAAAUAAAGUUCAGGAGUGUG